AUGUCGGAACAGGUCGAUCUCACCACCAUCCCUAUCUCCCCUGAAGGCGAGAGCCCAAAGGCAGAAGAGUCUGAUAGCGGCAAGUUGGUCACUGUCUUCCAUGAUAAGGACAACUUCAACGUCAAGCACCCUCUUCAGAACAAAUGGACAUUGUGGUUUACUAAGCCCUCGAGCGGCAAGGGAGAUAACUGGAAUGACCUGCUCAAAGAGGUUAUCACAUUCAAUUCGGUCGAAGAGUUCUGGGGUAUUUACAACAACAUCGCGCCGGUUUCCGAAUUGGCCUUGAAAUCCGACUACCACUUAUUCAAAGAGGGCGUGCGACCGGAGUGGGAAGACCCCCAGAACAAGCACGGCGGCAAAUGGUCGUAUCAAUUUAAGGAUAAGCGCAACGUCGAUAUUAAUGACCUAUGGCUGCAUACGAUGCUGGCCGCAAUCGGAGAGACCCUUGAGGAAGAGGAUGAUGGUGAGGUCAUGGGUGUUGUCGUCAAUGUCCGUAAGGCUUUCUACCGUAUUGGUGUUUGGACUCGAACUAUCGGCAAGAGCAUUCCGGGCCGUGGCGACGGUGAUGUAUCUGGUGGUAAGGGUCGAUCUGUCGAAAAGGGUCAGAAGAUCCUGCAGGCCAUUGGCAAGCAGUUUAAGGAGAUCCUAAAACUACCACCUAACGAGGUUGUCGAGUUUUCCGGUCACACCGAUUCAGCUCAUAGCGGUAGUACUCGAGCUAAGGCAAAAUUCACUGUCUAA
This is a messenger RNA of Daldinia childiae, 741 nucleotides long. Its product is annotated as Eukaryotic translation initiation factor 4E-1. NCBI's taxonomy places the organism in Eukaryota, Fungi, Ascomycota, Sordariomycetes, Xylariales, Hypoxylaceae. Gene Ontology annotation, biological process: translational initiation. Gene Ontology annotation, molecular function: translation initiation factor activity; RNA 7-methylguanosine cap binding. The coding region runs from base 1 to 741 and encodes 246 amino acids. Gene Ontology annotation, cellular component: cytoplasm; eukaryotic translation initiation factor 4F complex. The transcript is spliced from 3 exons. The record is from RefSeq and is a predicted model, not a curated record.